This is a messenger RNA of Trematomus bernacchii (emerald rockcod), 1707 nucleotides long. It is a transcript of the gene ptgis, whose product is annotated as prostaglandin I2 (prostacyclin) synthase. Gene Ontology annotation, molecular function: heme binding; monooxygenase activity; prostaglandin-I synthase activity. The transcript is spliced from 10 exons. NCBI's taxonomy places the organism in Eukaryota, Metazoa, Chordata, Actinopteri, Perciformes, Nototheniidae. The record is from RefSeq and is a predicted model, not a curated record. Gene Ontology annotation, biological process: prostaglandin biosynthetic process. The coding region runs from base 92 to 1552 and encodes 486 amino acids.
CAGUUGAGCCCCGGCUCAAACACAUAAGUGAGUUGCUAGCAACGAUGGAAUAAAUCUGCAGGACUGGACAAGUAUCCAACUUUACAGAAUCAUGUUAUGGACAAUAUUCUUACUUGGACUUCUUAUACUAGUGCUCCUUUACUCCACUCGCACAAGACAGAAAAAUGAGCCCCCUCUGGACAAAGGUUUCCUUCCGUGGUUGGGCCAUGCUCUUGAGUUUGGAAAAGAUGCUGCAAAGUUUUUGUCCCGGAUGAAAGACAGACAUGGGGAUAUCUUUACAGUCCGUGUUGCUGGCAAAUACGUGACGGUGCUGUUGGACCCAAACUCUUUCGAUGGCGUAAUGAACGACACAGUCUGCUUGGACUUCACCCGCAGCAGAAACCAGGUCAUUCAAAGGAUCUUCAGUCUGCAGCUGCCGAGUAUCAAACCUUCAGCGGAGAGGCAAUGGAUGGAACAGCAUUUUCAAGGUCUCAAUCUCUCCAAACUCUGCGGCUCGAUGAACUCUAACCUCCAGAAGCUGCUGCUGAGCGAUCAGAGCGGCUGCAGUCCUUCAGAGUGGAGACAGGACGGGCUCUUUAACCUUUGUUACAGCCUACUCUUCAGGGCGGGAUACCUGACAUUCUUUGAGAAGAGAGACAACGCUACUGAAGUGUAUAAUGAGUUCCGCAAGUUUGACGAUCUUCUCGCCAAACUGGCUCGCUGCUCACUCAGGCGAGAUGAAAGCAAAACCGCCAAGCUAUCCCGGGAGCGACUGUGGGAGCUGCUGACCCCCGAAUGUCUGAGGGGUUACUCAGAGUCAAACUCCUGGCAGCAGAAAUACCAUCACUUCCUGCAGAAGGAGGGAAUAGAUGCAGAAAUGCAGAAAAAAGCGCUACUCUUGCAGCUGUGGACCACACAGUGCAAUGCUGGACCUGCUGCCUUUUGGCUCCUUGGCUUCCUGCUCACUCACCCUGAGGCCAUGGAGGCAGUUAAAUCAGAGAUCAGAGGCCAUACUCUGCAGGAUACUUCCCUGCAGCGCCCCCCCAUCAACCCGCUGGAAGCACACGGCACACCUGUGCUCGAUAGCGUUCUGAGCGAGACCCUGCGACUCACGGCUGCGGUGAUGAUCCGCAGAGAGGUAGUGCAUGGCAAAGUCCUGCAGAUGGCCAACGGACAGGAGUACCACCUCAGACGGGGGGACGUGGUGUGUCUGUUCCCCUUCCUCAGCCCUCAAAUGGACCCACAGAUACACCAGGAACCACAGAUUUUCAAGUACGAUCGCUUCUUAACUGAUAGGAAAAUGAAGGAUACAUUCUACAAAGACGGAAAAAGGCUGAAGUACUACACCAUGCCCUGGGGUGCAGGGAGCAACAUCUGCGUUGGGAAAGAGUUUGCUGUGACGGCCAUUAAACAGUUUGUCAUCUUGCUCUUGACCCAUCUGGAUCUGGAGAUGUGUGACCCAGAGGACAAACUGCCACCAGUCAAUACGAGCCGCUACGGCUUCGGGAUGCUGCAGCCGGACGGAGACCUGCAGGUCCGGCACCGACUAAAGAACACACAAAAUGAAAUUUGACUUGAUAAUUUCAUUAAUUGUAAAUAACUGUAAAAUUGUUGAUUGAUUGAGCUUUUGAUUAUGCGUACUGUAGCACUAUUUAUUCAGCGUUUUAUUCACUGACUGCAUAUUUUAAAUUGUUUGUUAUUAAUAUUUUCAAUAAAAAGUAAACCUGA